Messenger RNA from Neurospora hispaniola, 3354 nucleotides. Its product is annotated as vacuolar segregation subunit 7-domain-containing protein. NCBI's taxonomy places the organism in Eukaryota, Fungi, Ascomycota, Sordariomycetes, Sordariales, Sordariaceae. The record is from RefSeq and is a predicted model, not a curated record. Gene Ontology annotation, biological process: protein localization to vacuolar membrane; positive regulation of phosphatidylinositol biosynthetic process; vacuole inheritance. Gene Ontology annotation, cellular component: fungal-type vacuole membrane; PAS complex. The transcript is spliced from 2 exons. The coding region runs from base 1 to 3081 and encodes 1026 amino acids.
AUGGACAAAUCACCAAAUAUAACGGCGUCGGCCUCUUCGCCCUCUCCUCCCAAGCGCUCCCAGAUCCCGACUACUAAUCCCCAAAGGACCGUGACCCACGCCGGCCAGCAGGCGCAUGCGCAGGCACAGACACCGUCGAAUCCACUCCCCACGCUGGCCCGCGAAUCCACUUCCAGCUCCGCGGCGACCGUCAAUCCCAGGUCCGAUCCAUGGCCUUCUUCCAACAAGCUGACUUCGCAGACCACCUCGGCCACGUCUGCAGCAGCAGCACCAUCCUCCUCCUCCGUCUCCCGUGCUUCGUCCGUAGCUCCCUCGCCCUUUGCCUCGCGCGAAUCCUCUCCCACGAGACCUGCCAACCGAGCCCCCACCACCCGUAAUCCCACCGCUGCAUCGUCACGAGCGCCCUCACGCGGUCCUGCUGCUGGCGGUGCUGCACCUCGAUCGCGCAAGAACAGCUUCCAGGAUCCCUCGAGAUCCACGAAACCAGGCAGCGUAUCCUUGUCGACGGCCGGCUCAAGAACGCUGUCGUCGGCCACGACGCCCACCUUCCUCCCCGCUGCGACGGAUCGGAACGUCAAUGCGCCCGCACCCCCGUCCAAAUCGCCAACUGCCAACUCGUCUGCUGCUCAUCCCCAUCCGACUGGUGGCCAGGAUCCUUUGAAGUGGCCCGUGUCCUCCAGACUGCGGUCUCCUCCACCCAUCGUCACCAAGCCGCCCAUCCUCGGUCCGCCCAGACGACAGGAUCAGACUCCAGACAUCUCUCCUUCCACCGCCCUUCCACGACAGACAUCGUCCUUUUACGCCUCGGAAUCUCAGUCGGACACAGACGCGGACGACCUCACUCCAACCCAGCCCGGGGCCAGAACUCCCGCUCGUGCUGCGGGAGGGAGCACCUCCGUCCUUGAGACUGUCCAAGAAGUCAGUCCUUUUGGUUCUCCGCGAGUCUUUGACCAGUCAAUGGAGGAAAGACUGGGACACAGGCUCAUGUCCGAAGCGACCGUGCCCUCAGAAGCCGGUGAUUUCUUUCGCCAAAAAGAGCUAGCGGGAAGGUCGAAUUCAAUCAUGACGGAAAGCGGAGCCGAAGAUGCGACCCCCAUCGAGGCGGUCCGCCGAAGCGGAUCGACCAGUGCGCCGCCCCUGACGUCAAGGCAGUCGAGCUUGUCAGUCCGACCCCCUGCCAAGGGCAAGCCCGGCGAGGCUUCUCAACAGAGCAUGACGGUAGAAGCCGAAACGGUCACCUCGAUUCCCCAGGUCGCCCUCGCGCCAGGAGGAGGAGUGCAGCCUUCAAGUCUCAGUCUGCGCACAAAACCCAGCACGGAGACGAUCCGGCCCCCCAAGAAAGAAAAGAAGAGGACGGCACGGAAGCAGCCCAACAUGACAGCUGGCACUGGUGAGACAACUCUGUUCAUUUUGCAGCCACGGCUUCGGCAUCAUCAAGCUACGAGAUCAGUUUCCUCGGCUACCGAGAUGUGUACUUCGCCAACGAAGUAUUACCAUGGUCCUCCGCCGCCUGAUGAAGCCGCCAGCAGGCACAUAUUUCCUUCUCGGUCUCCCGAACCACGGAGCCAGACAUCCUCCAAGGCCGACAUCUUCGAGGCAAAGGUAGCAAGCGCAAUUGAGGAAACUAACUCGUCAGAUUCGGACGAAACAUUCGUCUACGACUCCAACCCUCCCGACCAUCCCAGACCACCCCGUUAUCACUCUAGGACACCGAGCGCGGCAUCCAUGGUCAGCCAGAUGAACCGUGCCGAUAUGCGCUCCAUUCAUUCUGCCAUGAUGAACGUUGAACAGCCUAUCGGGGUAAAGCGAAGCAUGAAGUUUGUGAACUCUUACAACCCCAGCAUUAAUGAAAGCGUUGGCGCCGAAGACGACGGCAAGAGCACAACCGGGAGGAGCACAGCAGGGUCAGCCAGGGGGACAUCUGGGCGACAUCAUCACUAUGGCCGAUGGGGCCGUAAUGGGGGAGGAAACGGGCAUGCGUCGCUAUUCGCCGAACAAUCACCCUUCAGCGGAGCUAACUCGGGAAACAACAACUCACGACCGUCAUCAGGUGUUAAUAGCCCUCGAUACUUGAGCCGGAGCGGCCCCCAUGCUAAGAGCAGUCGGGGAACGCAUCUAUCGGUUGGUUACGAUCUCGACGACAAUGCUACUGGCGCCGAUGACGAAACCACGCCGUUGAUACAGUCUGGGACAGUACGGUCAUCAAGAUCAGCACGAAGUCGGAGGAACGGCUUGCACUCGCUACGGUCCAUGGAAUCGGGUACAUAUCGACAACCGCCGUCCUUCUUGAAUCGGUUCGCCAGUUGCCUGGUCUUGACAGUGAUGCUAUUACUUGUCGUUUCGGGAGCCAUUGGGUUCAUGUUUGCGACGUCACAACCGCUUACCGAUAUCGAGCUGAUAUCGAUGGAUCAUGUGGUCGCGAGCGAGCAGGAGUUGAUGCUCGACCUGACGAUUAGGGCCAAGAACCCCAACGUGGUAGUUGUGGUGGUGGAUGCGGCGGAUAUCGAGGUCUUUGCCAAGUCACCGCAUGCUGGUACCGACUCGGAAUGGUAUCGCACUCACCCUGGUGACAUGCCGCCUCUGGAGAGCCACAAGGAAGAGGUACGAAUAAGCAGAUCAGGAGAUUUAGCCAAGAUCCUAGACGACCCGCCGAACGACCAACCGCCUGAGGAAUCAUCUCCCAAUAUGCGCCUCGGCACCAUCACGGGUUUCAACAGCGCUCUUACCUUUGAGGGCUCCUUCUUCCACCAGGGCCUGUCCACGUCCAUGGGUGAAGUCCGUCUCAAGAACCCCGGCAACGUAACAGUGGGCGGAACCGAGAGAUGGGAGCGCAUCAUAGCAGAUGACUUCCAACUCAUCAUCAAGGGUGUGCUAAAAUAUACCCUGCCGCUGAGCCAGAGGGUCAGAACGGCUGCAAUUUCGGGCAAGACCACGGUCAAGGCGAAUGCGGCCAAUGAUCGGGAUUUAAGGAAGCCGCCGGAGGAGGCGAAGCCGAUAGAGGAUGUCGGCGGAGGCAGCGGUGGGAGAACAGGAGGUGAUGAUAACGACCACGACAAUGACGUUUCUAUUUCCUUCCAAUGAGUUUCUGAACAAUGAGUUUCUGAAAGAGAGGGAUAACAUGGUAGAGAACAAAGUCCCCAUCCCUGCACACAGGAACAAUACCAUGACACGAGACGAACUCCUUUACGAAUAUUUUUUUACUGGUUUUUUUGAUAAACAAAAAUCAAUACCCACUAUACACUACACUUACACUACACCGCUGCUCGACGCAGGUUGCUACACAUUUUCCUUUGUCGGAAUAUUUUUAUUGAGGCAAGCAGGCACAGGCAGGCAAGCAAGCAAGCAAGCAAGCAA